This is a messenger RNA of Pseudomassariella vexata, 3907 nucleotides long. RefSeq lists its product as uncharacterized. Lineage: Eukaryota; Fungi; Ascomycota; Sordariomycetes; Amphisphaeriales; Pseudomassariaceae. The transcript has 4 exons. The coding region runs from base 302 to 3760 and encodes 1152 amino acids. Gene Ontology annotation, molecular function: ATP binding; ATP hydrolysis activity. The record is from RefSeq and is a predicted model, not a curated record.
CUGACAUGGUCGAGAUCUCGUUGGGGGCCAACAGGGCUGCCCAUCCUUCCGGUUUUUCUGUCUCGGCCGCAAUCGCGAUUUCUUCUACUUCAAAAGUUGUCGAUAACGCUGAAGUUAUUGCAGAACAUUGGCCAAAAUACUCCACGGUGUCUUUUUUUCAUCUUGGCAAGUCUUCACCGCGUCCUCCAGACCUGCCAUUGGUCUCACCUAGGUUCUACCAGUCAAAAAUCGAUUGAACUUCGCAAAUCUACUGACGGGCUGAGAUUUGCCAUCACGCGCUGCGCAAAUCUCAGGCUGAAGAAUGAACCGGGCUCUUAAUACCGACAUGAAAUUUAAACCAGAUUCACCAGGAGCCCUGCAGGUGGAAGAGAAUACGAAGAUUGCGGUGCCAUUCAAAUCACCUAUGUUGGGAGUCUCAAGUCCACCUGCAGAGCUUGGAAAGUGGGACGACCACGACACGACAGGUGCGGAGACAGAUAAAGGGAAAAUAUACGAGAGGCCAAUUGAAAUUGGGAAAUGGGAUGCCAAUGACGAGUUGCCCCCAGAGCCCGGAGAGACUCCAGAAAAGCCACCGAAGGACAAAUACGUCAAACUCGGCUCAAGGCUAGGACCGGUAGCCGGAGUCAAGCGCAUGGGCUUUCUCGAGUUCAAGAAUCGCCACAAUGAAGAAGAGAAUUACUAUACCAUUGAGGUGCUCAUGGCAGGAGCUGAUGUCCACAAGGAAAUGCGAGAUGAGCAGCGGAGAAGAAUAUCCGGACGGGCCCUACCCCGAACCUUCAAGAACGUCUCAAACAAAGAGAAAGAUGGCCCGGCUACCGAUGAGCGGUGGAUUCAGCGUGUGAGGAUUCGGUCUCCAUACAUGCUCGCUCUUUUGAGCAACGCCGCAGGAUUGGAGUGGAGUGAAGAGCUCGAGCCGCGUACAUUCAUGCGGCCUUUCAAGAUAUUCAUUCACUUUCAUCCACGGAUGAGGAUGAAGCUCGUCGAGCUGGAAGCCAAAUGGGCAGAUGAGAAAGCUGACACAGCCGAAAACGCGGCGAAGAGCACAGAGAAAUCAGGGACUACCACACAAUCCGACAAAAAACUUGACCCUGAUAAGAGAGACAAGGAAGACAGGUUCAUCAAACGUGUAUCAACAUUUGAGUCCGAGAAUUCGGAGAGCGAGGCAGAAAGGGAGGUAGCCCGACAGCACAGAGAAGAGUCUCUGAUCGAUAGUCGUGAGGCACUGAUCCACUUGAGAUCAUACAUACAGUUUGUGGACUCGGAAAUCAUACCACUACAUGAACAGUUCUAUAAGGGCCCCGACUCCAAAUCUCAGGCUCGCUGGGAAGAUUUGUGGUAUCUCUUCCGACUGGGCGAAGAAGUCUGCAAACCUGUGCAGGGGGGCUACUCCAUCAUCUCGUUGACGGACCGGCUACACUCACUAUGGAGGGUCUACAGAGUGGACUGCCCCUCACUCGACUACAGAAGCCUCGACAAUCAAGCAUCCAAACGACGAAGGACUCGCCGUAAGGGUCGCCGUGGCUCCGACUCUCGAAGCAGCAAGUCUCACAGCAGUCGCUCGAUGAGCUCCGAUUCCGACGUCUCGAGUAGUUCUUCUUCAUCCGGUGGACCAAUCUCGGAGGAUGAGGUCCUUUACGAUUUAGACUCAAGUCAGUAUCAGCAGAGAGCAUGCAAAAUCUACUGUUACUCGAUCGACUUCGAUGGCGACCUCUACGGCCCACAGAAACAGAUUUUCAAGAUAUCCCAGUUCCGCGGCAAGCGCGACAUUCGCUCCCUUCCGGUGUUCCCCUUGAUCUUCGACGAAGAGCGACAGAAGACCGUAGAUGCUCUGGCAGAGCAAGGCCGCAAAUUCCAAGAGUGCACUAGGACCAAAAGGCUGUACUACAGUGGUUGGCCUUUCCGCGGCGGCCAGCAUCCAAUGCAUAUCGACAGCGAGGUCAUUGUCGAUGCCAAGGAGGCCAUACAAUCCAAGAAGAUGAGCACCGCACCUAGAGCCCCCGGGAUGCCUGGCGGGGGAUGGGAAUGGUUUGCUUCGGUUCCUUUUUCAUGGCCCACGAAACGAUUCGUGAGCAGCAGCUACUUCAAGACCUCACGCGACCGAUUUCAGUUCCAGACUGGUCCGAGCAUGCACAGCGUCACCGGCUUCCCUGCCGCUGGCUCUCAGGGAAGCUGGGACCUCGUGCAGAUCGAAGAAGGCGUAGACGUCAUACGCAAGAAUGAGUACAUCAAUCAUGAUGAAUUCCUCACGGCAUUCCGCCAGCGACAUCCCAGCGCAUCUACCAAGGAACUGCAUAUUAUCAGCGAGCGCGACAUUCUUCUCCUGCCUCGGCGCAUGUUCGGUUAUGUACUCCGCGACCGCAAGUUCGCUAAUCUUGACAUCAGCCGUAUUAGCACAGAAUUGCCCUACCACGUCAACGGGUUUGAGGACCUCAAGAUUAAGCAUUCUCAUAAAGAAAUGUUAAAGUCGCUCGUUGCUACGCAUUUCGUCAAAAAGGACAUCGAGAGACUGCCAGGCAUGCAGCUCAUCAACCAGGACAUUGUUCAUGGCAAGGCUCGAGGGCUGGUCAUCCUGUUACAUGGGGUUCCGGGCGUGGGAAAAACGGCCACGGCCGAAGCUGUGGCUCAGGCCAACAACAAAGCUCUUUUCAUCAUUACUUGUGGGGACUUGGGGUUCGCUCCCGACAAGGUCGAGGAGUCUCUCACGGAGAUCUUUCGUCGGGCACAUAUAUGGGACUGCGUCUUACUCCUGGACGAAGCAGACGUCUUUCUGUCCCAACGGACCAAGACAGAUCUCCAGAGAAACGCACUUGUUUCAGUGUUUCUCAGAACACUCGAAUACUACAAUGGUAUUCUAUUUCUCACCACCAACCGAGUUGGCGCCUUGGACGAAGCCUUCAAGUCCCGCAUCCAUCUCAGUCUCUACUAUCCGCCCCUGAGCUGGCAGCAAACCAUGGACAUAUUCGACAUGAACAUCGAACGCCUACGACAAAUAGACGCACAACGCAGUGCCGCUUCUGGAGAACUGCCACUAGACAUUCGCAAGGAUGAGAUCAUCCGCUUCGCCCAAGACCAGUUUGAUAACUCUCUCAACGUCCGGCGCAACUGGUGGUGGAAUGGCCGCCAAAUCCGCAACGCCUUCCAGAUCGCCUCCUCGCUCUCCUACUACGAUAUGCGCAAUAAAGAUAAUAACCACAACAACCGUCCAUCCUCCCAGCCCGAUCCCGGCCCGUCUCACCCCCAGCUAGGAGAGAGCCAGUUCCGCAAAGUAGCAGAUGCCACCACCGAGUUCGACAACUACAUGAAGGAGACGCACGGCCGAACCGACGCCGAGCUCGCCUUUGAGUUCGGCCAUCGCGUGAAUGACAGCCAGCCCCUGGCCCAGCUGGCUAGGAUGCAGCAUAAGUCGGAGUAUUCGUACAGUAGUGUGCCGUAUUCUGGUCAUCGACCGCCGCCGCCGCCACAUAUGGGCGGCGGCCAGCAUCAUCAGCCCGGGGGAACAGGAAUGGGACGGCCGGGGAUGAUGGCAUCGCACAUGUAUGGACCGGAUACGGCACCAUCGCAGAGGGCCAGGUCGCCCAAUGCAGGGAUGAAUUACGGCACCGCGACUGGCCAGGAUCAGUACGCAAACCCUGGUUUCCCGAGAGGAGGAGGGGGUCCCGGAUAUGGCGAUGCUGGAGAUGGGUCCGCGUCAGGGCUGUAUCCGGGGCCGAGCUAUAGCGGCUCGGGGAACGGGUCACAGCAGAGCUUUGAGAGGUACUAGAGCUGGUACUACAGAACGCGUAUUGCAUCAUGUCCAAAGUUACUUAUGAACAGUGCUUGUGUAACGUAGUUGUCUCUUUCUGCUUCUAGUGUGUAGCAUUUGAUCUGCGGUUGGUAAGAAGAGAAAAUUUACAUUUAUUGACAGCGU